Molecule: messenger RNA, 1479 nt
Organism: Orbilia oligospora ATCC 24927
Lineage: Eukaryota; Fungi; Ascomycota; Orbiliomycetes; Orbiliales; Orbiliaceae
Exons: 6
Coding region: 1-1479 (492 amino acids)
Cellular component (GO): nucleus
Molecular function (GO): histone methyltransferase activity; zinc ion binding; protein binding
Source: RefSeq, a predicted model, not a curated record
AUGGCAGAAGCCAAAGGCGCUCUCUACACGGUUAGCUCUGGGGCUGCCGAAACACAAUUGCUGGUGGAAUCGCUUGAGGCUGUUCUCGAUGCCCAGCCUGACGCUAUUGAGUACCAUGAAGUCAAUAAAAUUGUUGAUGAGAAAUUCAUUGUCGGCAUGGAGGAGCCAUUGUACUUGAUCAGGUGGAAGGGUUAUUGCAAAGAAUACGACACCUGGGAGCCGGCUGUGAACUUUAAAGACUGUAAAAAGGUCCUCCAGAAAUGGAAACUAAAAAAACUGGCAAAGCAGAAGGCUCAACCUCAGCAUGAGGAGAUAGUCAGGGCAACAUCGUCUGCCAGCGGUGAGGUUCCUGUCCAAAAGAGAAGGCCUGGAAGGCCAAAGGGGAGUAAAGACAAAGAGCCGCGUCCUAAGAGAAAUCGAAAACGAAGCAGAUCAGAGAGUGGUGACUCUGAAAUAGAGUCCAUUGUCAGCAAGAAAUCUAAUUCGACCACCCAAUCCCUCCAGAAACUCCAAAUUUAUAGUCCUAGAGGGGACGAUCCAGAAGACAGAACCCAAAAACACCCAGACCGUCUCAAGUUUUUGAAAAAAUUAAAACGUCUGAGCGGGCCCGAGAUCACAGUUGUCAACACCGUUGACACGGUUCCUUGCCCUCCCCUCGAAUUCACCUUCUUAGAUGAUUAUGUCUACAGAGAAGGCGUUCCCGUCCCCGACCCCGAAUUCAACUGGGGCUGCGAAUGCAACCAUGCUUUCGGAUGUCAAACUACGAAUACGGACUGUCACUGCGUAGAGGGCAAUCAUUCCGACCUACGGCGGCUUGCAUAUAAGCAUAAAGGGUUGCUUAAAUACCCUGCGGAAAAUGCAUACGCUAUACACGAGUGCAAUGAGAAGUGCACCUGCAAUUUUCGGUGUCCUAAUAAGGUUGUGUUGAAGGGACGACAGGUUCCGUUGGAGAUCUUCAAGACGGAGCACAAAGGUUGGGGUUUACGCUGUCCUGUUGACUUGGAAGCUGGUCAAUUCAUAGACCGUUAUAUCGGCGAAGUCAUUACGGAACAAGAAGCAGAAAGGCGCACCAAAAUCCAGGAGAAAAUAGGACUUACAUACCUUUUUGAUCUUGACAAAUUUGUCGAGGAAGAUGAAGAUGAAGAAGACGACGAUGACAAUGACAAUGGUUCGAAUGGCGAGGGAGCCACCAAGAAGGAAGUUUACUGUGUCGACGGCGCAGAUUAUGGUGGCGUCACCCGAUUCAUAAACCACUCUUGCGAGCCUAAUAUGAUGGUUCAUGUGGUCACUCACAACAGAUCCGACCUAAGAACGUAUGACUUAGCUUUGUUUACAUCCCGCAAGAUCCCCGCGGGCGAGGAGUUGACGUUUGAAUACGUUCGAAACGAGGGUUGGAAACCAGGUGAUCCCAUUCCCGAGGAUAAAAUGAAGUUUCCUUGCUAUUGUGGGGCGAAGAAGUGCUACGGGUGGCUGUUCUAG